CAUUACGAUUUUUUUAUCCAAUUAAAUAUAUUAUAUGUUCUCUGAUAUUGUCUAUUAUUUGUCAAUUUCAUUUCCUUAUCUUAUACACGUUCGCGGAAAAAUAUUUCCACUUUUGUAUAAAAAGUUGCAGCCGUUUCCUAAUUUAUUAAAUUUCUCGUUAAUACAUUUCAAUUAGCCGAACUACAAAGUAAAAUAAAUUGAUUUGUGGAAAAUGUGAUGUAUUCUUAUUGGAAAAGAUAGUUGUCUGAUAUUUAAGUUGUGCAUUGUUUGUGUAUUUCAAUUAAAAUCUACACAUCGCGAAUAUUACAUCAAUUAUUCUUAAAACGGACUAAAAUCUGCUGGGCUAGUGAAAAAGAAAUCACACUAAAGUAUGUGGCUUGUACUAGAAAUGCAAAAAUUUGAAUUUGACUAAAAAUAGAGGAAGCGCUUCAUAUAACGUACGCACGCUGGUGUUUAUAUAUAUGUAGAUGUGUGUUUACGGUGGGUUCCCCAACCUUGAUAAUUGUUAACAGCAUAAUAAUACAAGCAUCGAUAAGUAUUUAUUAAUGCAAAUUAAGAGGAACGAGAGGAACUGUAGACUACUUUUUUGCUAGCCUAAGAGAUAAGAGGUUUUAUUGCUGGUGGAGAUAACAAGAAAAUCGCAACGAAUAAGCGGAAGUGUUCAUAGCAAAAUAGUAAUUGCUGUCAAUGACAUCACAAGUAGCACACCAUCAAACCUAAAUACGGUAGUGUCAAUAUAGUGAACUACUUUCACAUACAAUACAAGCCAGAGUCUAUUCUUAUUGCAACAGUUCAACAUACAACGCAUGUGUACUAAUUAAAUAAGUUGGAAAGAAGCGUCGACCUAGUAACAUCUUGAAUGAUUUAAAGUCUUUUAAUUGUACUCGCAAUAAGGAUGGCCGGUGGCGCUGCUUCCAUAACGCAGGGUAGCUCCGACAACCGUGCUAACCCAACAUGCACAGUUUGUUCAUCACCCACAUAUUCUCGUAAUGGAAAUAAUGAUAAUUUUAUGCAAAUUAUACAUUCCGAAGCGUUGAUGAAGGGCCUUAAUGCGUUACGUUGUGCGGAAAAAUUAUUCGAUGUUACACUGAUUGUGGAAGGACGCAUAUUUAAGGCUCAUCGCGUUGUAUUGGCCGCGUGCAGUGAUUACUUUUGUGCCAUGUUCACCGAUGCCAUGCGGGAAGCUCACCAAUCCGAAAUAAAAUUGAAUGGCAUAAACGCGCAUGGUAUGGAGCUGCUGCUGGAGUAUGCCUACACAUCAAAAUUGGAAUUAGAUCGUAAUAAUGUGCAAGACGUGUUAUCUGUGUCGACGCAUGUGCAGAUGAAAGCAGCCAUUGAUGCCUGUUCACAUUUCCUUGAGUCACAAAUUGAUUUGGACAAUUGUGUCGCAAUCGCUGCUUUGGCGGACUUGUAUUCACUAGACCCACUCAAAAAGAAAGCCUAUCGCUACAUGUGUUCACGACUCGAUGAGUUUGCACAAACCCCAGAUUUAUUAAGUCUCACAUUGGAACAGUUUGAACAUGUACUCGCUUGCAAUUACCCGGUGGAUUGCUCAGAACAAAGAGUGCUCGAGAUUGUACUCGAAUAUUGUUUAGAAUCUGAUCUGAAGCCAGAGCUCACACGACGUCUCUUCGGUAAGGUACAAUUUCAACAAAUCGGCGUUUGUGCGCUGAAUGCCAUUAAGUCUAAAUGGCAUGCAGAAACUGAACCGAAUACGAUUUCCUCGUCGUACUAUCGCAUAUUGAAAGAUGAAAUGAUUAAGCAAGAAAUGUUGAAGUUGCGCUUAUCCGAUGCUUAUGCAGAUGAUUUACUCUCCGCGGAGGUCUUAACGAAUACACGUGGCAUGGAGUUGGCCUUGGUAAAGAUUGGGGGCUUCGAAACAAAUGGGCUAACAAAUCGUAUUAGCUGUUAUCUGCCAUCCAAAGGCAAAUGGGAGAGUCUCACCGUUAUACCACACAUCGAACAAUGUAAUUACGGCACAGCAGUGUUGGGCAAUGAUUUGUAUGUGGUAGGCGGCUCAUAUGAUGUCUGCCUCAAGGAGUACAUACAUCCCUUUGGCUUUCGCUACUGUCCCGCCAAGAAUAAAUGGAAAAGUAUUGCGCCCAUACAAGCCGACCGCUGUCGUUUCUCCCUAAAUGCUAUGGGUAGUCACUACCUGUAUGCGGUGGGUGGUGUUUGUGAGCUAAACGAGAAUGAUGGCGGCGCCGAACUAUGGGCACACGAUAUGACGGUUUCCAAUUGUGAACGUUACGAUGCCAAUACUGAUCGCUGGGAGUAUUUGCCCGCGUUGUCGGAGAAUCGCAGUCAGCAUGCGGGCGUUGUUCUGGGCGAUCAGUUGUAUAUAUCGGGUGGUAUCGAUCGGCACAUUGUAUUGGCCUCACUUUGGCGAUUCGACACAAAAUCCAACCAAUGGCAUAAGCUCUGCCCGAUGCCAACACCGCGCGCCGACCAUGUGCUCAUCGUGUUCGAUGGUCGCAUUUAUGCCUUUGGCGGUUGGUAUGAGGAUCCAGUGACUGAAAUGCGCGUAUUGGCUGAUGCUGUCGAUGUGUACGAUGUGACAACUGAUCAAUGGAUUACCGAAUCGCGCAAUCCAAUGCCUAAGUAUUAUACAGGCGUAGCUGCGGUCAAACGAAAGGUAUACUUUAUUGGCGGUUUGCUCUCUACGGCUACCAUUAAUCGUGCCACAUCCGCGGUGCAAUGCUACGACUUGGACACAAAGCAAUGGGCCUUCAGUUCGGAGUGGGAGUACCCAAAGGAGGUGUGGGAGAGCACAUGUGCGGCCUUUUAUGUGCCACGCGAACGCGAUAAUGUCAAGUACUAUUGGGAUGAUGUGUGAGAAAGCGAAAAUCGUAUUUGAUUCGAGAGUAGUGUAGUAGUCAAGGAAUAAAGCUAAGUUAUUUAAAAUCCAUUGAAAAAAA
This is a messenger RNA of Zeugodacus cucurbitae (melon fly), 2918 nucleotides long. RefSeq names its product kelch-like protein 26. The transcript is spliced from 4 exons. Gene Ontology annotation, molecular function: protein binding. The record is from RefSeq and is a predicted model, not a curated record. Bases 896 to 2836 code for a protein of 646 amino acids. Lineage: Eukaryota; Metazoa; Arthropoda; Insecta; Diptera; Tephritidae.